UCACGUGACACCUGCUAAUUAGUGUUGAUUGGUUUGAAGCUUGUCGUCCUGCAGAGCAUCAGCACAGCUUGGAGUCACGGGGUGGUCAGGCGGCGUCGUGACGUCGCGCCUGUGACGCAAGAGGGGCAUCCCCCCCGAGGGGCGGACUCAGAGACGGAAGCAGCCGGGGAGCAGAGAGCAGGACGCGGAUCACCGACACGCAAACAUGGCGCUGAACCGCAACCACUCGCAGAACGGAGGCGUGUUGAUCAACAACGGAGAAAGUGUUUUGAGGGAAUGUAAGAAUGUGGAGCUGACGUUCAGCGAUGUCACAGGCAAGACAGACCUUAUGAAGGGGACCAAGAAGGGCACAGUGUACCUCACACCAUACAGGUUGCUGUUUGUGUCGAGUAACACUAAGGAUUGCCUGGGUUCGGCCAUGUUCCCGUAUUAUCUGAUGAAGGGCUGCAGCAUUGAGCAGCCGGUCUUUGCAGCCAACUACAUCAAAGGGACAGUUUCAGCUGAGGCUGGUGGUGGCUGGGAGGGCCAGGCUCAUUUCAAGAUGUCAUUCAACAGUGGAGGAGCCAUCGAACUGGGACAGCAUCUGUUCAAACUGGCCACAAAUGCUUCUCGUGCCGGUCCUGCCCAGAAUGGUGCUGCCUCUUACGGCUAUCCGUCACCAGGAAUGAUGAAUGGCUACGGCCCAUCUCCACCUGCUCCUCAUGGCUAUCCGUACCCACCCCCUCCCCAGCAGAAUGGAUUCUACCAGGGGCCUCCCGCUGCUCCUGGCAACAUGGGCUACACUUACCCAACAGCUGCUGCAGGAAUGUACCCAUCUGGUUUUGACUACAUGGCCCCACCUCCCCCUUACCCUGGGCCACCCCAAAAUUGGACUGCACCCCCUCAGAAUUGGACAACAGCACCACAACAAGCUCCAGGUAACUCCAAGGCGGCUGAGGCAGCGGGCAGCGCGUAUUACAACCCCAGUAAUCCUCACAAUGUCUACAUGCCCAUGGAGCGGCCUCCACCAUAUGCACCUUAUCCAGAUUCUCCCAAAAAGAAAAACAACUGAGGCUCCAUCACUUCGAUGACACUCUUCUCUCUUCCUGUAUCUUAUAUAUAUAUAUCUAUAUAGAUAGAUCUAUAAAUAUAUAUAUACAUAUAUAUAUACAUAUAUACAUAUAUAUAUAUAUAUAUAUCCUUAAGUCAGGAGUGAGGUUGAUGGACUGUCACUCGAGUAGAAUGCAGAAAAUGAGUUGCAAGUAAUAGAGUUUAAAAGAUGUCAGUGAUAACUCCCCAAUGAAUGAAUGAUGUUUUGGAUACUGGAAUAGCUUACUUAACAAUCACAUCUUAUAAAUGCUGUUUUUUUCCUUGUUCUUAAGUUCAAGUGAUUAGCAUAAAAUGAUUGGCAAUUUAAAUCUCUGGGUUUGCAGAGCCUCGUUAUUAUUAUUAUUUACAUUUCCAGUGAUGGGAUUAUUAUAAUUUUUAUUUCUGUCUAAAUCACGUGAGUGAGGGCAACAAAACUGUCCUAAUUAAUAGCCGAGAGCAGGAGGUAGUGUUGGGAAUGUAUUUUCUAAAGGCAGAUUUAUUACCAAAACAUUUUGUAGCAAUUUCUUGAUUGCAGAGUCUAUAGAUAUUAAGAUUAUCAACUUCUACUAGAAGUAUUUUUGCAGUAUCGUUAAGUAUGGUGUGUUCCUAUACAGAUUUGCAUUGAGUAUUUGUUAUCAAUAUAAGAAGCAGUAAAAGGGUUGAGUAGUGUUCAGUGAUACAUUAUCUGACUGAUUAACAUUUCCUUCAUAUAUAUAUACGAAUAAUGUGAUUGUGUUCAGUCGAAGUGAUUCCAGUUAUUUUCAGAUUCAUAUCUCAGUUCCCUGCGUAGUCAGUGGUUUUGGUCGUCAGAAGGAAAAGUGUACGGUUUGAAAAAAGGGGAUCAGAUAGAUUUCUUACAUAACUACUCUUUGUAUGUGCAAUAUUUUAACCACACAUAAUAAGUUCAAAGGUGGAUAAGCCGGGUUUACCUGCUUGACCCCUUCGUUUUCUGUUGUAUUCAUGUAUGCAAGGAUGAAACCAGAACCCUGCUGUUGGGAGUCAUUACACGAGUGUGAGGUUACAGGGCCUCCAGGAUUAUAUUAAGGGCCCAGAGUGUUUUGCCUGCUAUUGAAACUUGUGAACGCCAGCCAUUUAUUCCUAAUUAAACUGGGGCGAGGCACCAACAAGCUGUGUAAUUACAUCCCCAGUUAACACCUGUUUGAAGGACUAUUUGCACACAGCAGUGGUGGAGAGAAGUUCAUAUUGCGUUUGAAUUUUAGUUUGCUUGAAUUUCUGUACAUUAAUAUCUCUUUUCAAUUCCUUGUACCUUUUGCUGAAUGUUCAGUCUGUCAGUUAAAAUCUAAUAAAUGUGUCAUUUAUUAAAGUUCA
This is a messenger RNA of Paralichthys olivaceus (Japanese flounder), 2397 nucleotides long. It is a transcript of the gene wbp2nl, whose product is annotated as WBP2 N-terminal like. Gene Ontology annotation, cellular component: nucleus. Gene Ontology annotation, biological process: positive regulation of DNA-templated transcription. Gene Ontology annotation, molecular function: chromatin DNA binding; transcription coactivator activity. NCBI's taxonomy places the organism in Eukaryota, Metazoa, Chordata, Actinopteri, Pleuronectiformes, Paralichthyidae. The record is from RefSeq and is a predicted model, not a curated record.